CGGUGACCCACCACUAUCCACAACGGUACCGCACCAAUCAUUGAAAAGAAGGGUUAGGGUUUCUACUGUAGAAAGCGCAAAGUGGGAUAGACUGCUAGCCACUGGCCCCCAGAUCGCGAGUUCCCUCCUCUUUUCUUCACACUCGUAGCUUGUCUCGUCGCGUGUUCUCCACGAACACCCUUUGACCAAACAGCAUCCCUUCGACAUACAUCAAGGCUAUCACAGACAGUCUUUUCCCUUCAACCCCAAUUUGAUCUCUAUCCGCUUGGCGCUGUGUCUACGCGUGUCUCGCGUAACUCCAAGUGCGUCUUCUUCGCUCGCGCCAACCUCAUAACACCACGCGAAUUAGGCUCGACGGCGAAGCUGUGCUAACAGAGUUGUGCGCUCAGUCCCUGAUGAUGGCAUCUCAGACAUCUCCAACAGCGUCGAUGCACCCUCAUCACGUCGUCCAACAGGGCCGAGGGCAGCCCAAUGGCCAUGUUGCCUUGCAGCCGCCGCAUCAGGCAAAGCCAGCAUCGCAGUUCCUCCAGCAGGCGAAUGAGGGCAUCUGGCUGCAGCUUGGAAGUGUCUCCGAGAUGAUGGGCGAGUACGAUAGCGCGACGCAAGCAUACGAACGCGCCCUCAGCUUCAACCACCAUUCGGUCCAGGCCAUGCUCGCCAUCUCGUGUAUUCUUCGUUCCAAGGAUCAGUUCCCUGCUGCUGUCGAGUACCUCAAGCAGAUCCUGAGAAUCGAGGUUGCCAAUGGCGAGGUUUGGAGUGCUCUUGGCCACUGUUACCUCAUGAUGGACGAUCUCCAGCAAGCCUACUCUGCAUAUCAGCAGGCCUUGUACCACUUGCCCGAUCCCAAGGAACCCAAGCUCUGGUAUGGUAUCGGCAUCCUUUACGAUCGCUAUGGUUCGCUCGAGCAUGCCGAAGAAGCCUUCUCCCAAGUUAUGCGCAUGGAUCCUCGCUUCGAAAAGGCCAACGAGAUAUACUUCCGCCUGGGUAUAAUAUACAAGCAGCAGCAAAAGUUCCAGCAAAGUCUAGAGUGCUUCAAAUAUAUCGUCACCGACCCUCCCCGACCCCUAAGCGAAGAGGACAUCUGGUUCCAGAUCGGUCAUGUGUACGAACAGCAGAAGGAGUACGACUCGGCCAAGAGCGCCUACAUGCGUGUGCUCGACCGCGACCCCAACCACGCCAAAGUACUGCAGCAGCUUGGAUGGCUGCACCACCAGCAGAGCACCAGCUUCAGCAGCCAAGAGCAGGCAAUAGAAUACUUGGAGAAGUCGGUCAACUCUGAUCAGACUGACGCGCAGAGCUGGUACCUCCUCGGUCGCUGCUACAUGUCUCAGCAAAAAUACCCCAAAGCAUACGAGGCAUACCAGCAGGCCGUCUACCGUGACGGACGCAACCCUACAUUCUGGUGUUCGAUCGGUGUUUUGUACUACCAGAUCAACCAGUACCGCGAUGCUCUGGACGCCUAUUCGAGAGCUAUCCGCCUUAACCCCAACAUCUCCGAGGUCUGGUACGAUCUCGGCACUCUGUACGAGUCUUGUAACAAUCAGACUAACGACGCUCUCGAUGCUUACUCGAGAGCUGCUGAGCUCGACCCGACCAACGUCCAUAUCAAGGCUCGUCUUGCCUUGCUCAAGGGCCAACCUACCAACGGCCUGCCUAACCAGGCCGGCGCACCACUCCCUCAAGACGUGCCUCCGCAAGCCUACCAGCCAGGCGCCUUGGGUGCUGGCCCGCCGGCUCCUCAGUGGGGCGCUCCUCCCCCAGGUCAGGCCCAAGCUGCCCAGCAGCCUCCUGGCGCUGACUGGUCUCGUACCAAUCGUCUUGCCGACCUUCAGAACCCUCAGAAUCCUGGCGCUCAGCCUCAGAUGUUGAACCCCUACGACUCACGAGAUCGCCUUGCUCAACACGUCCCUCCUCGCCAGCCCACGCCCCCAAAGCAAGAGCCUAGACAGUACCAGGAUCAGCCUCAGCGACCUCCCCCACCAGCCCACAGAGGCCUGUCACCCUCCCCUAAGGUGCUCUACAACGCCCCUGGUCCUGGAGCCUAUCCUCCGGCACCCCAGGCGCAGACUCCUUCUCAGCUCCCUCAGCCUCUGCCCCAGCAGCAAGGCCCUGCUCCACCCAACCGCAUCGCCAACCCUAACUAUGGUCCCCAAUCGUCCAGCGUGCCUCCUCCGGCUGCAAGCAUGGGUGCACCUCCACCAGCUCCUGGCCAAGCUCCCGGUUACCCUAACAGAAUGGCCAGCCCUCCUGAGAUCCGUCCCAUCAUCGAGAGCCAGAAUACUUCUCCAAAUGGCAAGUUCGGUCGUCAGCCAUUUGAACACCACCCUACAUCGGGCACGCCCAGCAUUGCAGGAGGUGCUCCUCCACCAAAUGCAGCUUUGCAGGCUGCCGAGUCCGCAGCUAGAGAACGCGAAGAUCGCCCAUCGACCGCUCCUCCAAAGAGACACAGAGAGUGGGAAGACGAGGCGUCGAACAUGAGCUCUCAAAAGAAGCCCGCGAAUGAAGAGAGCCGUUCGCGUUUGGAGGAUCCAAGCAGCAGACGUGCAUCGCCACCGGAUCGCAUGGACCGUAUUCCCAACUCUCCAUACAGAAGUCCCUCGGAGACCCGACGUGCUGAUGAUCAGCGUCGCGCCACUGAAAACUACCACCCAUCUGAAGCUGCCCACCACCCACCAGCUCUUGGCCCACCUCAAGUCAAGCCUCAACCUUCUCCACGGAUCGGUGCUACCGAGGAGCGCAGGGAGCAGCAUACGCCAGCGCCACCUGCCCAGCAACUUGCUCCUCCUCCUCAGCCUCAGCCCCAACCUCCUACCCAGGCUCCAACACCUGUUCAGUCUCAGGCGGCCCCGCAACCCCAGCCUCAUUUGGAGCCCGCGGCUCGUAAGAUGGAUAUGGAUGAGGAUUACGAUGACAGUGGCGAUGAGGAGAAGAGGCCUGUCAAGCCUCAGAGUGAGAGAAACAGCCCCAAGGCAAGCAACGGCACCAACCACGAUUAAUGGAUUAUCUGCAAGUCACAAUUUGUUGACUCUGCAGCUGUUUGAGUCCGAUCAUAUCGUAUCCGGAUGCUACAUAGGCUUGAUAUCUGCCAGGCUAGAGAUUUGUGUAAAAAGUGCCUUAUAUAUUCAUAUGUUCAAUCCAUUUGUCAUCCACUUCGUAUGCCAGGACUAUGUGAUCUUGACACAACAACCAUGAAUCCCGGCAAGGAAGUGCAAUGAUUGACAUCCUGGACUCGGGUUCGCGCUCUCAUAAG
Molecule: messenger RNA, 3250 nt
Organism: Aureobasidium subglaciale EXF-2481
Lineage: Eukaryota; Fungi; Ascomycota; Dothideomycetes; Dothideales; Saccotheciaceae
Exons: 6
Coding region: 396-2996 (866 amino acids)
Biological process (GO): regulation of gene expression
Molecular function (GO): RNA polymerase II cis-regulatory region sequence-specific DNA binding; chromatin DNA binding; protein binding
Source: RefSeq, a predicted model, not a curated record